AGAAAAAAAAAAACCUUUAGUUAUUAUUAUGGAAAAUAAUUUUAGUUCAACGGCUAUAAUACAUGAUAAUUCAACAUUAUCAAAAGCCGAUCCACAGGAUGUCCUUGAGGCAUUAGAAUUAAAUAGACAGCUCCAAAAAGAAUUAGAUAGAGUUAAAUUAGGCAUUGACGCGGCAUUACAACGUAAUAUAAUUUUACAAGAACGUCUCGCUCGAAUGAGACAGGAGGAAGCUGAAACCGAUGGUUACUCUAGAUCUGCGCUAGAUACACCAGUUAUAAGAACAUUUGGUCCUCCAUUUUUUAUUGAUGCGGAAGGAAAUACUCCACCUGAGAAUGAAGAAACAUGUGUUCGGCCGUUAAUUUUUAAGAGCACAAGAUGGACUCUAAGUGAAAAAGAAGCAUUGCGAAGGGGCAUUCAAGAUCAUAAUAUGAAACGGGAAGCAUUACGAGCUAUGAGGGAAGGUAGAUCAAUUCAAUCCGUAGAAAAAAUGUCAAAAAUUCUAUUUCUUUAUAAUGUAGAAGAAGUAAAUUGGUCACAAAUUGCAAAACAAUAUGUACCCACAAAAACAAAAGAAGAAUGUAUUAUUCAAUGGACAAAUCACGAUCAUCCAUGUAUUAACAAUGAUGAGUGGACUACCUUAGAGACGAAAAAAUUACUUGAAAUCGCUGAACAAAAUAAUGGUAGAAAUUGGCAGAAAAUUGCAUUAGAACUAGGUGUAUUCGGUCUGUUUUGUUCUUUGAUUCUUGCACUGCAAUACAACAAGCAAUCCUCUGAUCCUCGUAAGUGGUCAAAAGAGGAAGAUGAUAUACUUAUAAGUGCGGUAGAUCUUUAUGGUGAAAAGAAUUGGCAACAAGUUGCGCAUUGUCUUGACAAUAGAACAGGCCAGCAAUGUCUACAUAGAUGGACUAAAACCUUAAAUCCAGCAAUUCGACGUGGUCGCUGGAAAAAGGAAGAAGAUGAAGCUCUUCAAAAUGCGGUCUCUAUUUAUGGUGCUGGUAAUUGGGUUAAAGUACAACAAUAUGUAUUAGGUAGAACUGAUGUUCAGUGUCGUGAGCGUUGGAUGAAUGUUCUUAAUCCAGAUAUUAAAAAAGAUUCAUGGACUAAUGAGGAAGAUGCAAAAUUAUUAGAGCUAUCAAGAAGCAUAGGAAUAGGAAAAUGGGCAAAGAUUUCGGCAUUUAUGGACGGACGUACAGAUAAUCAGUGUUGGCGCCGAUAUAAGGUGUUAAAAAAAUUGGAGAAGCAGAAAAUGUUAACGGAUACAAACCUUCCAGAAAAUCAAGAAGUAGGAACAACUACAGAGGUUAAUCAAAAUUCAGGUGAAUCACCCACGAAUAAAAGGAAGUCCAGAAAAG
Messenger RNA from Dentiscutata erythropus, 1352 nucleotides. The record is from the annotation of a GenBank genome assembly. Lineage: Eukaryota; Fungi; Glomeromycota; Glomeromycetes; Diversisporales; Gigasporaceae.